AUGGCCACCCCGCAAGGCUAUACAACAGCUUCAGUGGUCCAGAAUGCUAACAGCUUACUAUAUGGUACCUUUGACAUGGGAACGGGUCAAUUUUUUCCUCAUUCUACUCCCUUGCAAGAAAAUUUUCGUUUACAACAUCAAGUACCUGUACAAUAUCCCAUUCAUCCUAGUCAAACACCGUCUCCAUAUAUUUCUAAUGGAAUUACUUCAGGGGUUUUUAUUUCUGAUACGAACCAACAAUUACAGCGACAGCAACAAUGCGGUGCGACGACGAAUAAACAAAGUGAAUCAUCGGUUUUGUUCCAGCAUGAUCCAUCUCGUGCUGUUCCAUCAUCAUCAUCAUCUAAAUACUAUCAGCGUGCUUUUCCAAGUUCUCUCUUGUCACGGCAAUAUCAAACAAUUGACGAAGAAAUUAAUAUGGUAGUUGAGCACCAAUCAAACAAUGUAAGUGCCAGUAAUGAUGAGUUACGUCACAUUAAUGAUUCACCUCCUUCAAAUAUCCAUCGUCCUACCGCUAAUCGUCAAUUACCUAGUCCACGCUUCCAACGUCGAAACUCUUUAUCUAUGGAUCAACAUCCCUAUCCACGAAACACAGAUAACAACGGUCAAAACAUCGAUCUGAUCUCUCAGCAAGCCCUUCGUUUCGCCGAAACUCGCUAUAAAUUUCUCCCACUUGUCGUUACAUUCCAGGAUAAGGUUCAGGAAAAUGAAGUGAUCAAUGAAUUAAAAAAACAUAUUGUGGACAAUUUGAGGUUAGAUUUCGCAUUGGACGGAUACAGAUUAAAAGAUAAUCGUCAAUUAUUUCUAUUUGUUAAGGAUCGAGAUUCAUUCAUCAUUCUGUUUGAUGAAAAAAAUUGGCCGCCUAAUUUAUGCUCGAAGAGUUAUGAGAAAUCGCUGCCCCGUCGGCUUCCAUCUCAGUUUUCGUUAGUUAUCCGUAACGUAACGUUGGAUAUUCAGGAUAAUGAAUUGUUAAAUGAUCUGCAAAAAGAUUUUCCUGACAUUAUCAAUCUCCACCGUUUUAUUAAUAAAAAUAAUUUACCAACAACAAUGGCACGAUUAGAUGUUAAAAGUGUUAAAACUAUGGACGACCUACUCAAACGAAAACACGUUAAUAUUAACGAUACCCGGUGA
Molecule: messenger RNA, 1131 nt
Organism: Didymodactylos carnosus
Lineage: Eukaryota; Metazoa; Rotifera; Eurotatoria; Philodinida; Philodinidae
Source: the annotation of a GenBank genome assembly